This is a messenger RNA of Biomphalaria glabrata, 7258 nucleotides long. RefSeq names its product WD repeat-containing protein 7-like. Gene Ontology annotation, molecular function: protein binding. The record is from RefSeq and is a predicted model, not a curated record. The coding region runs from base 250 to 5331 and encodes 1693 amino acids. NCBI's taxonomy places the organism in Eukaryota, Metazoa, Mollusca, Gastropoda, Planorbidae. Gene Ontology annotation, cellular component: cytoplasm. The transcript is spliced from 36 exons.
GUAGCUAGAUUUGCUAUUUUACUAGAUUUAUAACUAGAUCUAGAUUUAGAUCUAUAUUAGAUCUAGAAAGAAGAUCUACUCAUAUAGAAUAAUUUAAUAGAUCUAGAGUCUAGCAUUAAUAUGAUUAAUUGAUGUUGCACUCUAGAAACAACAUUCUCUCAAUGAUAUUGUUAGAUCUAUAAGUUGAUAUAAAUCUACAACUAGGCAUUUAUUAUUUUAGCCAAAAAAAGUAAUUUAUCAAAAAGAAGAAUGGCAGCUGGUAGCAGUCUUGUGGUUCCUAUGGUACUUUGGGGGCGCCAUGCACCUACUCACUGCAUUUCUGCCAUUCUCAUGACACCAGACGGCAGAUAUGUUGUGACUGGAUGCAAUGAUGGACAGAUUUGCAUUUGGGAUGUUUUAGAUCACAUGCAGGUUGCCCCCAGAAAUAUGCUCUUUGGUCACACUGCUGCCAUCAGUUGUAUUGCAGUUGGUAGUGAACAGAAAGACAAAUGCUAUAUUGUCACAUCAUCAGAAAAUGGUGAAAUGUGCUUGUGGGAUGUAUCUGAUGGCCGCUGUAUUGAAAAUACAAAAAUGGAUAAAGUUCAUUCUGAAAUAACAUCAUAUCAUCUAAGAUCUUCUAAAGCCCUUCGUUUGAUAUGUAAUGGCUACUAUGAUGAAAUUGUGAUCAUUGACCCACUCAGUCUUGAAAUUCUGACUCGUCUAGUAGCUAGGUCAGAUUCAGAUUGGAUGAGUGCUUGUUGUGUUAUCAAUCCACCAAACAGAGAUGAUGAUGUUAUCUUGGCUAUUACCAAUUCUGGAACAGUCAAAGUCUGGACACUGUCAUCAGCUCUUCCAGAGCAUAAGGGCAACAAAAUUACAGAAGAUGAGUCCAAACAGAUUAGAUGUCUAAAUGCUCAAACACUUACUUGCUGCCCUGGAAAUUUGCGCACUGUUCUAAUUGUUUGUAGUAAAUAUUGGCAGGUGUAUAAUUUUACCAGUCGCAACCCAGACAAUCAAGAUGCGAUAUAUGAUGCCAGUGACUUCACUCUCUUGUGCUCCGAGUCCAAUCGUCGUGGUGAGCGUUGGACCGGUGGAGAUUUUCUCAGCGUGGACCGGGUCAUAGUCUGGAGUAACGAGGGGCGUGGUUAUCUCUACAAGCUGCCAACAAACUUGCUUAAAGGAAAAGCAGUAGCCAGAAUUCAGCAAAAAAAUAAAUCAGAGCUCCCUCAUGCCAACCCUGAUCACAAAGAUUAUCACAGGCCAUACAACCAGACAUCCGUACAUGCUUAUUAUGUCUUGGAUAUUUUUACACAAAGUAAAAACUUGGAUUGUUCCCCUGCAUUUACGUAUGUUAACUAUGGCAGUGGGGAAACUGCUGUACACUUGCUGCUUCGCGGGGACUCAGAGGGACGUGUCACAAUUUGGUCUUUACCACAAGUCUCAGAGAAGCAGAUGACAUUGGUUAGACAAGAAAGUUUUGACAGACUACCAGCCCUAAGUCCCAAGUCAAGUACCACUCUACAAGAAUCAUGGACUGUUGGCACCUCCUCCCCACCAGGUAUACUGGAUAAUUUGAUGGAUGGUGUAGAUGAUGAUCCUGAAGUAUUUAUCACUGCUACAAUCUACAUCCCUUCUCAGGGUAAAUUGGUUUGUGGAAGAAAUAAUGGAACCAUCGUUCUUGUCCCAGCCAUUGACUGCAUUAAAAGACAACUCUUGACAUUAAAUAAAUCAUCUCAAGUGACUCCCAGAGUCUUGGUUGGCCACCAUGGCAGGGUGACCUGCUUGUUGUACCCCUUCAAUGAGGCCACUCGGUAUGAGCCAAAUCACUUGCUCUCAGGAGGCACAGAUUUCUCUGUCAUCUUGUGGGAUGUCAACACAGGUGUCAAAAUCCAUACCUUCACUGUGCAUGGUGGUAGCCUGACUCAGAUGACAGUCCCUCCUGCCAACUGUAAUCCUCGCAUCUUGUCAUGUAUUUGUUCUGUUGCUGGUGACCAUUCAGUAGCACUUCUUAGUCUCAAAGAAAGAAAAUGUGUCCUUCUGGCUUCCCGUCAUCUGUAUCCUGUGAAGAUGAUCAAGUGGCGCCCCCUAGAUGACUUUAUGCUGGUACAGACAAAAGAUGGCAUUGUGACAGUCUGGCAAAUGGAGACAGGUCACUUGGAUCGGGUGAUUGAUGGUAAGACUGCUGAAGAUGUUCUCAACAACUGUGAUGAAAAUGCCAUGCCUGUGGAAGCACUCACCAAUCCAAGUAUCACAUUAGCCCAGGCUUUGAAAAGAAGAAAUCUGGCCACUUUUAAAAAUUUCACUCAGCAAAAGUUGAAUAUUACAGCACAACCUAAUCAGAACAGUCAAGGCAACAAGGUUGAGUUCAUGAAACCAACUGGCUUCCCACUCCUCAUUCAAGGGGUCAAGACCAACACUAGAGAUCCGGAUGCUCAUGUGCUUUUCUUUGAUACAGAAGCUCUAAUAGUCCACCUUCUAACUGAGGAGUAUGCUUUAUUGUCACCCGCUGAGCUGGAAGCCAGGGGUAUGACUCUUCCUCAAGGUGAUAAGAUACAGCCACAUGAUUUUAUGGACGGUCAACAAAAACUUACAGAGGAUGUGUCCAACUCUUCCUAUGAAAUGACCUUGGCAGAUUUCAAGGAAGAGGAUGAGGAACAUAUUGAUCCUACCAGAGAGGAGGACCGAGACGUUGACUCUGUUUUUUUUUCUGCUUCUUAUUCAAGCACGGCUGGCAGGAAUGUUCCUCCUAGGCUGAACUCUAGACCAUCUAGUUUUCAUUCAUCUUUGAGCUCCUCGACUUCUCCUUCUCCUAGUUCGCCAACUUCCCCAAGCGGACAGGCCCCUCAAGUAAACCCAGCUGUUCCGCUACGUAAAAAGUCUAAAUUUCCAUUAAGAUUCUCCUCCAAGUCAAAGUCUGUAAGCUCCAGCUCUGACCUAGAUUCAGAGAAAAUUUAUAGGGGAUCUAAAUCUCUCAAGGUUAAAAGUCAUAGCCCAACAGAAGGAAAAAAAACUAACUCCUUGCCAAGGCCUGCAAGUGUUCCUGUUGACCUUAUUCAGAGUGAGACAGAAGCUGAAAGUUUGUUGGCUCGAGCUAAAGAAAAAGCUGAGACUGUGGGUCAGAAGAUUCAGAACAAGCUUGAUGCUGUAGGCAAUGUAGGUGGUCAGCCUAUUAUACCCAUACAAACCCAGCCCACCAGUGCCAGGAAGAGACCAGACUCCAUCACAGUACAUGAAUCUUUGAGUAUGGCCAUUGGUGAACUCUUCAUGUCUUGUCUGCAUGCCUGGAACCUUGACCUUCAGCUAGAUGAUCUUUGCCUAAAAAAAUUGGGGCUCCACAAACCCAAGUGCCCCAUAAGCUUUGGUCUUCUGUCCCAUGGUGGGCACAUGUCCUUGAUGCUCCCUGGCUGGCACAGACAUCAGGCCCAAGACAAAUUGACACCUGGAGGACCCAUGCCAACUCAAGUUGUCCAGAAACCUAGUGAGGUUGAAGGAGAGACAGUCAGUAGAUCUUCUAGGCCAAGCACACCACGAAGAGAUGCGUCUGUUGUAGCCUGCCAGCAACAAGCUUAUGAUUUCUCUACUAAAAUGCGGUGGCAAAUAUCUAGUGCAGUGACAACACAACAUUUGUUGAGUGUUAUUUCUGUUGCCAAUACUCUAAUGGGAAUGAGUAGAGCUGUCUUCAUGCCAGAGUUGCUUCACCCUACCAGACCCAAAGGGGAUUCUCUAAGCUCAAACUUUGGUCUUUCAUUCCGAGAGACUGACAGCCCAGAAAGUUUUGGCAGCUCAGAUUCAGACUCGGCUGAUAUGCAGGCCACCCUUCAGGCUCAAGUAAAGCAGGGCUGGAGUCUACUUGCUGCCAUGCACUGUGUUCUACUCCCAGAGCUGGUGGGGCUAGACUAUUACCAGUGCCCUCAGCUGGAGAUGUUGGCCAGACGCUGGCAGGACAGAUGUCUUGAGAUCAGAGAAGCUGCACAGGCUCUUUUGUUGGCUGAGCUGCGCAGAAUCAACCCUGAAGGUCGUAAGCGGCUUUUAGACAUGUGGGCUCCAUACUUACCAAGUUACAUCGAUGCUGAACAUUCCAUCCUGAGCAGCCAAAAAGAUCAAAGAGAUGGGGAGGAGAUUGACAUGGAAGAUGAAGAAAGUAUUCUUGGAGGUGACAUUCCAUCCCACAAGUUGUCUGUAUCAUUUGAAAGCCGCAGGAAGCAGGCCACAGCCAUUGUCAUGCUGGGGGUGAUAGGUGCUGAGUUUGGUCAUGAAAUAGAGCCAAGCCGAGCCAAACCAGAGGACAUCAAGAAAUCAAAAAAACAAGGGCCAGUUGAGGGUUUCAGCUUGACCAACUACUCUCUUGCUAGGAAUACAAGUAAAGCUCUAACAUUUAUUUUGUUGCACCCCCCAACUCCCAAACUCCCACCCAACACACCCAUACGAAGGGCUGCCAUUGAUUUGAUUGGCAGGGGGUUUACUGUCUGGGAACCAUACAUAGAUGUCUCUGCUGUUCUGCUUGGCCUUCUGGAGUUGAGCAUUGAUUCAAAUAGGCUGAUCCCCAGGCUACUGUUAAGUCUACCCAUAAUUCCAAUUCUACCAACCAGAAUCCUGGGUGUACACACCACAUAUGGCCUUCCACUGUCUCCCAUGGCUGACACCUGCCGCUCAGCUAGACACGCCUUGUCGCUCAUAGCAACUGCCAGGCCACCGGCAUUUGUCAUCACCAUGGCCAAAGAGGUGGCCCGUUACAAUGCCCUUGCUCAGAAUGCCCAGCAUCAGAAUGCCCAUGCACAGAACCACACUCUGGCCAGAGCAUCGGCUGAGAUUCUACACAUAAUUGAGCUGCUAGUAGAGAAGAUACCAAAUGAUGUGGCAGAUCUUAUUGUUGAGGCAAUGGAUGUGACAAUGUUUUGUUUAGACCUCAACACUCUGAAAGCCAAAGGCUUACCAGAGCUCUUUCCAGCUAUUUGCAGAUUUAGCAUGGUUGCCUACUGCCAGUCAACUAAACGGGUUUGGGUUGGAGCUAGAAAUGGCUGCCUUGCACUGUAUGAAAUGAAACAGCACUCUCGCUGUCAACUGAUCACUGCUCACCAAGGGGCCAUAACUGCUGUUGCUGUCAACUCAGAUGGCAAGUACCUGGCAACUUUCUCCCAUGUGGAUAACAAGCUCAAGUUUUGGCAGACUCCAUCAAGUACAUUGUUUGGCAUUGGUUCCCAGCAGACUAAACACCUACGCACCUAUGCAACCCCACCCAUUGCAGCUUCAUCUGUCAGCAACAUUUUGAAGCUGGUCAGACUGGUCUGGGUGGAUAAAACCUCCAUUUUCCUUUUGACAGUUGAUGGUCAGGAGCUGAAGUACACAGUCUGAUCCUUAAGUGUGAACAUUAGAGUUCAGUGUUAUCUUGCAAGUGAGCAUUAGAGUUGAUAUCAGUGUUAUCUUGCAAGGUGUGAUUAAUAAAAAAAAAUGCCUGUGCUAAUUUAACAUUUUCAAUCUUGGUGAUAUUAAGUUUAGUUAAUUUGUUUAAAACUUCUUUAGAAAGCUUAUAGGUCUUGAUUUUUAAUUUAAUAUUUUUCAAGAAUGCAUGAUAGUCAUAUGGUUAUUAGACUUUCACAAAGAAUAAGUAACAAAAAUAAAGUGAAGCCUCAUGUUCAAACUGCAAAAUUGAUUUUUCAAGUAAAUCAUUUUAUGAAUUUGUUUUAUCAACACUUGGUUUGUUCAAUAUAUUUUUUUAGUUGAAAAAUACUUAACUGCAUAAAAUAUCAAAUUGAUUAUUAAAGAAACAAUACAUGGUGUCAUAAAAUGUUCAGAUUUACUUAUGAUAAAUUAAAAAAAAAAAUCUUUGUCUGUUUGUGUACUGGUAUUUACUUAACUACUUUGGUAAACAGAGGACAAAGCAUAGACAUUAUAAUUUUAGCUUGUUAAAGUUAAGACAUGGAAUAUUAUUUGGUGUGUUUGUUGAAUUUUGUUAUCAAAUUUUUAUUUUGGUCUUUCAAAAAUUAUGUUUUGUCGUCAUUGUUUAUUUAUUAUUGUAACACUAUCUCUAUAAAUAGAAUCUAAUCCCCUGGAACAAAACAGUCUUUUGUUCAAAUGUGUUGUUGAGCUAAGGUUAGUCUAAGCCAGCCUAAACAGUGCUAGCUGAUACAUACUUUGCUUGUUCUCUUCUUGUCAAUGAAUGGCUCACUUGUUAGUACUGAGUGCAGUUGCCAAAAUGUAUAACCCAAGUGUUGAUGUCAACAAAAAAAACAUUUGACAUAAUGCACUAGACAUGUAUCUUGUGUAUAUAGUUUCACUUGAUCACUGGAAACUUUAUUGUGGCUCCAUGUUGUUGGUGGCAUUACAUUACUGCGUUAUGUAUUGUAUUGUGUUUUCAGAAUCUAGAUCCAUUGUUUAGCCGUAGAACAGAGCUAGUCAUGUGUUCACUCCCUUUCUUGACUGGCUCUUCUUCCUCUUAUCCCAGCUUUCAUCUUAUUCCUAAUGUCUAAGCUUAGGGUUAGGCAAGCAUCAGAAUUUCCUGAAAUGUGGUCACCAAGUCUUAAUAAUGUUGGCCAAAACACCUGAAAGUCAUACUAGCAAGAGGAAUGCAUGCCCAACUUGUUCACUAGUAUAUUUGUUCUAAGUUCUAUCAAGAAUUCAAUUGGCUGCAAAUGAUUUCAACAUUAAAAAUAUUUGCUGCUUGCGUUGUAGUUUGAAUAGAUUUAUGUUUAUAUUUGUGAUAUUUGUGUAAUAUAGAAUAAUCAAAGUCAUAUUCAUUAUUUAUGUCUUUAUAUUUAAUUAUUAUGUGUGGAUUUUGUAAUAUAUUAAAACAAAAAAAAGGUUGUAAACUUUUAGAUCAAUUGAGCAGACAUUAAUUUUGUAUAAUUUGUAGUCUAUUUUAAAGAAUGUACUUUGGACAUUCCCAAACAAUCAUUAAAAAAACUUUCAGUGUGUACUUUCUGGAUAGCUGAAUGGCUGUUUGGUGUGCACUCUGGAAAGUACUUGCUUUUCUGGGGUUGGAAUCCUGCUUAUUAAUAUCUCCUGCCCCCAUUUUGGGCAAGAAGAUAAUUAAUUGUUGUGUUCACUUUUAGAAAACAUUCCUAGAGCAUUAUUAACAGAAACUUAUUAUUUUAAGUCAAUAAUAUUAUGAACCAUAAAGUAAAGCUUCAACAUUGUGUGUUCAGAACCUUUGUUGAAAUAUCCUCGUCGUUGUAUAGAAAUGUAAUUGUACUGGUUACUGUACAGAUCACUUUAUAUUUAAUGAGAUUUUGAGAUAUUUGUAGCUAUUAUUAUCAAUGAAAUAAAAACUUAUAGCUAACAA